Eupeodes corollae is the source of this 1181-nucleotide messenger RNA. RefSeq names its product DNA-directed RNA polymerases I and III subunit RPAC1 (gene Polr1C). Gene Ontology annotation, biological process: DNA-templated transcription. The coding region runs from base 125 to 1117 and encodes 330 amino acids. Gene Ontology annotation, cellular component: RNA polymerase III complex; RNA polymerase I complex. The record is from RefSeq and is a predicted model, not a curated record. The transcript has 2 exons. Gene Ontology annotation, molecular function: DNA binding; protein dimerization activity. Lineage: Eukaryota; Metazoa; Arthropoda; Insecta; Diptera; Syrphidae.
GUGUUUGUUGUGUUUUCUCUAUUUUUGUGAGAAUCUGUCACCUGCUUCACUCGAACAGCAGCAUAACAAAAAAUAUUCUUUUUAAAAAGUUAAUUUUUAAGUGAAUUAUUUUAAUUUUAACAUCAUGGCAGAUGUUAGAAAACCAAGACUCUACCUUGACGAACAUAAAUUAAAGCAAGAUCCACAUGAUUAUGGGUUGGCUGACGAUGUCUGGAGCAUGGAAAGUUUUAAGAAGAAAUUCCAAAUCGUAGUCGUUCGUUAUGAAGGCUACGAAUUGGAGUUUGAUAUGAUUGGAGUACUUCCGGGGAUUGCGAAUGCUUUCAGACGUCUCAUGCUGAGUGAAGUGCCAAGUAUGGCCAUCGAAAAGGUCUUCAUCUACAAUAAUACCUCAAUCAUUCAAGACGAAGUUCUUGCCCAUAGAUUGGGUUUGAUUCCUCUGCGAGCUGACCCUCGACUUUUCGAGUACAAAAGCGAAGAGAGCGAUGAGCAGGGAACCGAAAACGACACUCUUGAAUAUGAAUUGAAAAUUAAGUGUACUCGUCGCAAGGACGUCAAGGAUUCGGCAAACUUUGACGCGAUCUACAAAAAUCACAAAAUCUAUUCGGGUCAAAUCAAAUGGUUACCCAAAGGAAAGCAGGCCACGUUACACAAUGAAUCCGAUGUCGGUCCAAUCCACGAUGAUAUCCUCAUAAGUCAAAUGCGUCCCGGACAUGAAUUCGAUUUGAAGCUGUUGGCAGUCAAAGGUAUCGGCAGCGAUCAUGCCAAGUUCUCACCUGUUGCAACGGCAUUCUAUCGCCUAUUGCCUGAGAUUAAACUCAAUCGAACUGUUUCGGGUAAGGAGGCAUUUCUUCUGCAGAAAUGUUUCUCACCCGGAGUCAUUGGCAUUGAUGAUAAUGAUGUGGCGUUCGUUAAGGACGCAAGGUAUGAUACAUGCAGUCGAAAUGUCUAUCGCUAUCCACAAUUGGCCGAUGCAGUUACAAUGUCCCGCAUUCGAGAUCAUUACAUUUUCAAUAUUGAAUCGGUGGGGGCACUGAAGCCAGAGGUUAUAUUUAUCGAAGCGGUGAAAGUGUUGAAAAAGAAGUGCCGAAAAUUCUUGGAUGAAAUUGAAGCAGAGUGAUCAGGGAAAGGAGGAAAAUACUUAGAUGUAAAAUAAAAUGUUGUUUUUUUAAGAAGAAAAGAAA